UCUUGCCCCACCACAGCCACAAAAUGGCUUUCAAGGAAGCCCAGUGCCAUUUCCCUCGUGGACGUGCCAUCUUGACAGUGCAGGUGGCCGCAUCCAUGCCACACCGCCUAUCACCUUCCAGCACAGGGAGUGUUUUGGCAGAAAAGGGUGUGCAACCUGAAAUGUCAGCUUUCUCCCUCGGUGGCUGGUGGGAGGUGAAGCAGGGGAAGGGAACAUGACCACAGACAGAGCAGACCCUCAAUACUUUAUAGUGUGUGGUAUGAGCUGCAGUUGGAGCACUACUGCAGUGAUCUCAGUGACCAAGGCUAAGUUUGAGGUGGGUGUUUAAUAAGGACAGUUUCUACUUUUGCUAAGGAAAAAAAAAAAAAAAAAAAAAAAAGAAAAAAGAAAAAGCUUAAAUCUCUUAGCAAAUCAACUCAUUUUUGAGAAUUUUAUUUUGAUGUUAUUUGCUGGGGCUUGUCUGACUCUUUAGUGAGAAAUUGUGUGUGGGGGGAGAAGAGAUCUGUGGUGAGAGAUGGAAGGUUUCUGACAUAUUCUUCAGCCCUAAGUCGUUUUACACAAAAACCAUGGACUAGUGGCAACUUGAAGGUGUUAGAAAGUAGAAAGAAGAGAAAAUUAUUUGCUGUGAGGGACAACAUGAAAUCAGGUGGAUACUUACUGUGCACAUCUACCUUUUUGGCCACAGCAACAUACGGUUCAGCAGACACCAAAGACCACAAACAGACUGGACACAGAUCAUCACAUCAACACAAAACUGUAUGAGAGGAGAGUGAGGCGUGAUACAUAUAUACCUCAUCUUCUUCAAUAUGCCUCUUCAUAGUUACUUCACACCCAACAAACAAAAUAAAAGUAAGAAGAAAUACUCUCUUUUGUAACAAAAUAAUAUUUGGAUGAUUUGGGAUCAUCAUUUUCCCUCUUCUCCUUCAGAAACAUUUACAGGCCACAGCCAGGUACCACACACGAACACUUUAGGCUGAACAUUUUACAGCUUGAGGAAUGGAAUGGCACCAAAAAAAACAAGCGAAGUACAGGAGAAGCGGUUAUGUGACAAGCAUGACAGAGGCUCCCUGAAGAGGGUGAGCACAAAUACUGCGAGCACUCACAGCAUGAGGAAUGAGUCCCUGCACGCCGUGGCAGACAGAAGGUGUGACAUCUGCAUGCUUUCCGGACAAGAGCAAGAGAGAGGCCGGUAAGCUGGGACGCUCCAACAGCAGCAGCACUGUUGCGCUAUACCUGUUUUUUGAAAAAUGUGACAUCCCCUUCAGCCUACACCUGCAGCGCUUAGCAGAAGGUCUAAUUUUACCAAGUAUGGAUGAAAAUGAAUUUAGCAACUACAGAGAGAUCCCAGGUUUCUGUAAGCUUUGGAAGAGAUGUUCAAAGCAGCAUAGAAAGCCAUGUCAAAAAAACUCUAAGCGGCACCCCUUCUAGGGUUUCUCUGCUAAGCUCCCAAAUCCCCCAAAUUUGGAUCCAGCUCCUAUAAAAUAACAAGGAGUAGUUUCAUUCAUUCCCUGGGCUACAACAUGACACUAUUGACAAGGAAGUCCAGUGACAGUAUUGCAGAGUCAGACAUUUAGAGAGCAGACAGACAUGUUAAGUAUACUGUGCUGGACACGGGAUAUGAGCAAGCUAUGGGCUGAAAAGUCCUGUCACAAAUGACUGAAGCCAUACAAUGAGGCUUGAAAACUAGUGCUAGGCCGCCUAAUCCUUAUUGAUAAGUGUUACCACCGUACAAACCAGACUUUGAGGAGCUGAGGCUCAACAGAGAGUGUAAGGCUUGGGUCUAACCAGACAAUUCUGGUUGCCAUAGCUCAGCAGCUGACCCACUGGAGACACACACUGACGGGUGGCACACACUGACAACAGGGAAGUUACCAGCCCUGCUCUGAGGGGAGACAUGAACUGGUUGGACUGCCAUUUGCUGAGAAAGGACAGUGCCCCCACAAAACUAACGAGGGUAGCCAAAACACUAAACAAAAGCCUGCUGAGCAUUCGCAGCCUGGGUCUGGAUGCUGCUGUGGGGUGGACAGAAUGAGAGAGGCCAAGGUAGGUGCUAAUCCCAUCCCACAGCUUCUUUACACUGAAAUAAAAAGCAAACACAUAUGAAACAGAGAAGGGAAAAAAAAAAAAGGAGGGAGGGAGGGAGGGGGAAGAUGCCCAGAAAGGAUGGUUUGCAUUGUCCUGGAGAAACAGCAGCCAGAGCAGGAAGAAGAAGGAAUGUGCCUGUGUGUGCACACCAUGUGGGACAAAGGCAGCGUAUUUGUCUCCAGCCCUGCUGAAGAGCCCUGCUGACAUCUGUCAGCGCUGUAUGUCUGUGUACAAGCAACACUGAGCAUGAUGCUCGUUCUAGUGCCGUCGGUAACAGGUUUUUCGUGUCGAUUCCCUCAUCCCAGUCGUCCUUUUGGCUCCCCUCCUCAAGCCCUAUACAUCCAGUUUCAGUGAUAACCCCUGCAGACAAGUGGCAGGCUCGUGUGUGACACGCACACGCACCCCGUAUCCUGAACUCUCUUUCUUUUUAGUCCUCACCCCACUGCAUCCGACCUGCCUCCUGCAGCCCGGGGAGACGGGUGCUCCCCCCCCCCGCACCCCUGGGACCCCGCACCCUUGGGACCCCGGCUCGGGGCUGCGGGGGAAGGGGGCGAUGGAUGCAAGGCUGCGAUGGCAGCGGUGGCAGCGGGAGGCAAGAGGAGUUUCUGAAUGGUUAAAAAAAGUUCUCGGUGAGCAAACUGUGCUGCUGUCAAAGAUUCUCCCCCCGCACACACACCACCCCCCUUCUUCUUCCCUCCCCCCGCUCCGUUUUUAUUUUUAAGGCAGUUGAUGCGGUAAUUAAGAAUUUGGUGAGAGCCCGGUCAGGUCACCUCGUUUCUCAGAUCAGAGCCCCAUCAGAAAUUCUUUCAAGUGUCCUUCUGCGUCGCCAAAGAUGACAACAGCAAAUCAAUAAGCGCUUGAAAUGAAAGGGGCUGCCGGCUAGCCCCCGAGGCUACAGAUUUUCGCACCGCCGCUCUUUCUAUUUUUUUUUUUUCUUCCCUGAACUUCUCUCGCCUUCGCACUGCCUCUCGCCGAGGAGCUGCCUUUUCUUGCUGGUCUCAUGCCGGAGAUACCGGGUAAUGGAGUCCAACUGCCGUAAGCUUGUCUCGGCCUGCGUCCAGCUAGAGAAAGAGAAGAGCCAGCAGAGCAAAAGCGAGGAUGCGGGGCCCGAGGACCCCUCCAAGAAGAAGAGGCAGCGGCGGCAGCGGACUCACUUCACCAGCCAGCAGCUGCAGGAGCUGGAGGCCACCUUCCAGCGGAAUCGCUACCCGGACAUGUCCACCCGGGAGGAGAUCGCCGUCUGGACCAACCUCACCGAGGCCAGGGUUAGGGUUUGGUUCAAGAACCGCCGAGCCAAAUGGAGAAAGAGAGAAAGGAACCAGCAAGCCGAGCUGUGCAAAAACGGCUUCGGCCCCCAGUUUAACGGCCUGAUGCAGCCCUACGACGACAUGUACCCUGGCUACUCCUACAACAACUGGGCGGCCAAGGGCCUGACCUCCGCCUCCCUCUCCACCAAAAGCUUUCCCUUCUUCAACUCCAUGAAUGUCAACCCUCUGUCUUCUCAGAGCAUGUUCUCCCCUCCAAACUCCAUCUCCUCCAUGAGUAUGUCUUCAAGCAUGGUACCCUCGGCGGUCACCGGGGUCCCCGGCUCCAGCCUCAACAGCCUGAAUAACUUGAACAACUUGAGCAACCCCUCCCUGAAUUCUGCCGUGCCAACGCCAGCCUGUCCUUAUGCUCCUCCGACACCUCCGUACGUUUAUAGGGACACAUGUAACUCGAGCUUGGCGAGUCUGAGACUUAAAGCCAAGCAGCACUCCAGUUUUGGCUACGCCAGUGUGCAGAACCCCGCUUCCAACCUGAGUGCAUGCCAGUACGCCGUGGACAGACCCGUGUGAGACGCAGCAGCACAAAACACUGCAUGGGAAUCCCUCCCCAACCCCCCCAGAGACUGAGAAACGCGCUAGAAAGUGAUGGGCACUGGAGAGCGGGAGAAAGGAGGAGAAAACGGAGAGAAAAAAAAAAAAAAGAGGGAAAAAGGAGGGGGGGGUGAGAAAAAAAAAUUAAAAAAAGGAAACCACUGAAAUAAGAUAGUUCCUUUGUUUUCAAAGGACCUCCUACAGAUUCUGAGAUCUUUCACUAAGAGUAUUUCAGCAGUUACAAGGACAUAUAUAUAUAUAUAUGGACAAAUGUUUGACUGGAUAUGAUAUGACAUUUUAAUGUUACUAUAAGCUUGUUAUUUUUUAAGUUUAGCAUUGUUAACAUAAAAAUGACUGAAAGGAUGUAUAUAUAUCGAAAUGUCAAAUUAAUUUUAUAAAAGCAGUUGUUAGUAAUAUCACAACAGUGUUUUUAAAAGGUUAGGCUUUAAAAUAAAGCAUGUUACACAGAAGCGAUUAGGAUUUUUUCGCUUGCGAGCAAGGGAAUGUAUAUACUAAAUGCGGCACUGUAUGUUUCUAACAUAUAAUUAUUAAAAAAAAGCAAACAAACAAAAAAAAACCAUUGUGUGAAUAUCAGUUUUAGAAUAGUACCUCUGGUGGAUGCAAUGAUGUUUCUGAUAUUGCAAUGUAAAACAUGCCCUGUGUAUAACAUUUCGUACAAUAUUCUUGUUUUCCUUUUCAGCGAACAUGACAAAUGUGUUUUAUUUCAUGGGAGUAAAAAUAUACAGCAUA
Messenger RNA from Cygnus olor (mute swan), 4691 nucleotides. RefSeq names its product paired like homeodomain 2 (gene PITX2). Gene Ontology annotation, molecular function: DNA-binding transcription factor activity, RNA polymerase II-specific; RNA polymerase II cis-regulatory region sequence-specific DNA binding. Gene Ontology annotation, cellular component: nucleus. The record is from RefSeq and is a predicted model, not a curated record. Bases 3105 to 3920 code for a protein of 271 amino acids. Gene Ontology annotation, biological process: anatomical structure morphogenesis; regulation of transcription by RNA polymerase II. Lineage: Eukaryota; Metazoa; Chordata; Aves; Anseriformes; Anatidae. The transcript is spliced from 4 exons.